This is a messenger RNA of Gossypium raimondii (Peruvian cotton), 1279 nucleotides long. Its product is annotated as peroxidase 9. The transcript has 4 exons. Gene Ontology annotation, biological process: hydrogen peroxide catabolic process; response to oxidative stress. NCBI's taxonomy places the organism in Eukaryota, Viridiplantae, Streptophyta, Magnoliopsida, Malvales, Malvaceae. The record is from RefSeq and is a predicted model, not a curated record. Gene Ontology annotation, molecular function: heme binding; peroxidase activity. Bases 52 to 1101 code for a protein of 349 amino acids.
UCCAUUGCCAACCAAUGACCGUUUAUCGCUAACACUUAUUUCAAAUCAUCAAUGGCGUAUUUUAAAGUAGCUUUUGGCUUCCUAGUAACAGCUUUCCUGUCAGCCGCAGUUUCUCUGGCUCACCCUGGUUUGGGUUUUGGCUGGGGAGGUGUUGGUGUGCCAGGUGGUCAAUCUGGUGCACCUUCAUAUGGCCUUUUCCCACAGUUCCAUCAGUUUUCAUGCCCUCAAGCUGAGGACAUCGUCAUGUCAGUUCUAGAGAAGGCCAUAGCAAAAGAGCCUAGGAUGGCUGCCUCUUUGCUAAGGCUUCAUUUCCACGAUUGUUUCGUGCAGGGCUGUGAUGCAUCCAUAUUGUUGGACAACAGUGCGACCAUCGUUAGUGAAAAGAAUUCACUACCAAACAAGAACUCCGUUAGAGGCUUUGAAGUGAUUGAUGAGAUCAAAGCUAGACUAGAAGAAGCAUGUCCCCAAACUGUUUCUUGUGCUGACAUACUCGCAAUGGCUGCUCGUGGUUCCACUGUCUUGAGCGGCGGACCAUCUUGGGAGCUUCCACUUGGAAGAAGGGAUUCAAAGACAGCGAGCCUCAGCACUUCAAACAACAACAUCCCACCACCAAACUCCACUCUUCAGAACCUGAUAACACUUUUCCAACGUCAAGGCCUUGAUGAAGUAGACCUCGUUGCUCUCUCAGGAGGACAUACCAUUGGUGUAGCCAGGUGUGCGACCUUCAAGCAGAGACUCUACAACCAAAACGGAAACAACCUGCCAGACCAAACACUAGAAAGAACCUACUACUAUGGCUUGAAAUCUGUGUGUCCCAAAUCUGGCGGUGACAACAACAUUUCACCUUUGGAUUUCGGGUCCCCUGUAAAAUUCGACAACCUUUACUUCAAGCUUAUUUUGUGGGGAAAAGGACUGCUCAAUUCGGAUGAAGUGCUUUUGACAGGGAAUGUUGGAAAUACAAUGGAGUUGGUUAAAGCUUACGCAAAGGAUGAGAAUCUCUUCUUUAAACAAUUUGCCAAGUCCAUGAUUAAGAUGGGCAACAUUAGUCCUCUAACUGGUUUUAAUGGGGAAGUAAGGAAGAAUUGUCGCUUAGUUAACUAGGAUAUGAAUUAUGGUAUCUGGUGAGUCAUGUCUGACAGCAAAUUGUGUUGUUUUGCAAUGGUAAGCGUUGUUGAGUAACAUCCCUUAAUUUCAUUUAGAAACAAGGGGGGAAAAUGUUGUUGAGGAUGUAAGGUUUUUAAUGUUUAAUGAAUGAAUCAAAGUUUAUUAUUAUCAUAAA